AGCAGCAACGGAGGCCCAGAAGUCGAGUCAGAUUUGAUUAUAUCGCCACAUCCAUAUGUCCAUUUUUCGCCUACAAUCUGUGAGAAAAGUGCACUAUUUGACAUUCUCGCCAGCCGGUAUCAGUGCAAAGUGUCCCCAUUCAAGGGUAGCCUAUUGAAGGGAAUCGCAAAGUGCCAUUAACUAACGUUAUUUUCGAGAAAUAUUGCACGCCCACGCGAAAAGUGCAAAGGAAAGUGGGGGUAGGGGAAAGACGAAAAGUUCGGGGAGCAACCACCAGCAGCUGCGAGUGUGGGAGUCGAAAAUCAAUAAACCCCGUCGACGUCGUCGUUUUGGCCAAAGCCCCAUCAACCGGCCAUAUGGCAAUCGUGGUCGUGCAGUGCUAGGUCCAUUUCCAUUCGCAAUUUCCGAACAAAGACAGGGACGGAGAAAUUUCGCAAGUGCAAUUUGUGUAUUUGUGCCAAGUGCAAGAUGGCGGCCCGCCUGGAAAUCAAAGUUAGCUUCGCCCUCGCUGCAACGGUGCUCUGCAGCAUUUUGGGUCAUUGCGAAAUGUCCGUAUACCCAGGACUCCGACGACGACCCAUCCAGGAGCCCGUGAUGGCGGAUAGGCAGUCCGAGCAGGAAUACGCCUUCCUGACCCAGAUGAUGGAGCAGUUCGCCCGUCGCCGGCUACAGCAGCAGUUCGACCAGCAGCUGCAGGAGAUCAACCUGAAGAUGGACCGCCAGCGGGAGCUGCUGGAGCGAGAGCGGUACCGCCAGCAUCAGCAAGAGCUUCAGGUGCAGCGGGAGGCGGAGGACUACGAUGCCAACGGGAACAACCUCAACCAGCAGUACGACCAGUACGACAACGCGGAGGCCGAGGCCAGCUACGGCAGUACGCUGGAGGCGGUGCCGAAUGUCCAGAGCCCUUUGUACCUGCCCCGCCUGCAUAAUUUGCCGCAACUUGCCCCUUUGGGCAAUGCCCCAAGCCGCAAUAGCAUGCUGCGCGAGCGGAUUCCCUUUGCCGUGGGCCCCAACGAUGCCCGCUUUUUCGACAACCCGAACGACCCUUCAGGGGAGCUGGAUUCCCGGGCUCUGGAGGACUACGAGGAGUAUGCUCCAAUUGAGCCCACGCCCGAGGUGGCCAGCUCCGGAAGUAAGACCAAGAUUGCCACUCCAGUACCGGCUCCCGUGCCCGUUGAGCCGCCCAAGCUCCUGGACGCCGCCAACGCCAAUUUCCACCGAAUCAAUCCGCAGUCCGUGGCGGCUGCAGCCGUUGCGGGUGUAAAUCUUCCCCAAGGCAAAGAACAGUCGCCCCACGAACUCAAUGCCCUGAUCAACAAGCUGCAGAAGCAGAGCAAGGCCCCGGUUCAUCUGACCCUGCUGGAUGGUGACGAUGCCAGCCCGGAACAGAUUGUGCUGCGACAACACUUGGGCAUGAACAGCGAGAUGGGGGUGUACAUUGUGGCCUUGAUAGCAGGAGUUAGUGCAGCGGUGACCGUGGGGUUGCUGGCGCUCGGAGUGACUUGGUUCCACAAUCGCCACAAGGCGGCUGCCGACGUGGAGUACCCAGCCUACGGAGUAACCGGGCCCAAUAAGGAUGUCUCACCAUCCGGCGACAGAAAGCUGGCACAGAGCGCUCAGAUGUACCACUACCAGCACCAAAAGCAGCAGAUCAUCGCCAUGGAAAACCAGGCCACUGAUGGAAGCUGCGGCAUGUCGGACGUGGAGAGCGACGACGACAACGAGGAGGGCGACUACACGGUAUACGAGUGCCCCGGCCUGGCGCCGACAGGCGAGAUGGAGGUGAAGAACCCGCUCUUCCUGGACGAGACGCCGGCCACGCCGGCCAACAACCUGUCAUCCCAGACCGCUGCAACGGCUAGUGCCGGAGCCCCCACCAACAACAACAUCACGCAGGCCACUCCCCAACAGCCGGCCACCCAGAAGAAGGGAACGGUCAAGCCGAACAUCAACCUCCUCAACGCCGUCGCCACCGCUGCAGCAGCUGCAGCCGCAUCAGCCUCCGCAACAGCUGGGGGCGAGGAGCCCAAGCAGAAGCGCAAGAGCAAGAAGUAAGGGGAUUGGACCACGAUUUCCCUCUUGGGGCAAUUGGUAAAGUUUGACUGAUCCAUUGUCAGCCAAUAGACGCAGCCUCUCAUCCAGAUUCAGAAACAGAUCAGACUAGGCGUAGAAGCAUAUUUAUAUGUAUUCCUAACAGAUAGUCCAGGGAAUCUAAUUCCAGGAGCGAGCACCGAGCAACCCACACACGACACUCACUCCACUGUCUCUAUUCUUCCCCAUAUGCAUAAGUCCUGUAAUGUAACGUAAUCGCAUCGUUAUGCGAUAAGAAUAACUCCCAGCACGCCUGAGCCACUGAACCGUGAAUAUUCCGCGAUCCCACGAGCCCCCUCACCCACUUUUCACCCGCUGUCAGUUGCACAACGCUGCUGAUUCUAUUACCAUCCGGGAUAUGUAAUCCCAUUUUGUGUGGCAGCGGGACGAAUGUGCAACAGGCAUAUUACGUCGAGUUAUUGUAUAUUAACGUGUUUUGGUCUGUGCGAUUUGUUGGAACACUUCAAGGUCUGGAGGAAAGAGAAAGGAGAGGGGAGAAAGUAGGAGGGAGAGGACAGCCAACCAAAGCUAACCAACAUAUUAUAUUAUUAUAAAUAUAUGUAUACACACACACAUACAUAUUGAUAUAUAGAUAUAUAUUCAUGUAAUUAUUGUAUCAUAUACACGGAGGCGGACACCUUUUUACUUACCUGUCUGUGUGGUGUACUAUCUUUUCUCAUUUUUACUACGCUUUGUGAUCGAUCCUAAAUUAUCUGUGUCAAUUUAGAAAUACAAUUCUGGUAACCAACCUGUAUGCAUAUGCAUACAAACGUACAUAUUUAGAAGAGCAGGAGACGCGACCGGAGGAGGAGAGGAUUAUUUACAAGUAAAACUUAACAAUAAUUUCCCUGCACAUUCAUGUAAAGUAAAUGAAAAACGACUGAUAACACUCAAAGAUAACACGCGUCUAUUGUACAAAAAGAAACGAAGAAAUAUAUUUACUGAUUACUGAUUAGUGAGAUAUUAGCAAAGGAACCUAUCAGCGGAAACGAUUCCCAGCCCCCAAGACAACUAUAGGAAACUGUAGCGAACAUUUUACUAUAUUAUAUUCUCAAUUGCUGUAAAUAAACAUGAAACAUUGGGCGGAGGAUGAAAGUUAGGAACCAUUGCGGCCGAAACAAUACACUGAAUACAACAGAAUUGAAGAACUUGCGAGUUCAAAAACUAGCUAAACUAAACAUCACACGAAUUAUAUUACUAUUGACUAGUCGAAAAUGCAAAGCAUCUUGGAGCAUUGAAAAUUGAAUUUGAAUUCGAAAUCGAAGCUGACUUAGCCACAAUAAAAUGCGCGUAGCAUAUGAAUGUACGUGGAGCAUAAUGUUGAGUUUGAAAUAUAUAUUUUAUGGUGUUUGUCCACAGACACGCGAAAAUAAUCCGAACUCAAUACGAGAACUGGAAAUGCGAAAUUUCGAUCGGAGCAGAAUGACCCCACGUGUAUUGUGAAUAAAGAACAUAAUUAAAUGUAUUUAUGUAUAAUAACCGUAACAACACAAAUUAUACAAUAUGCAUACAGAAUAAACUAAACUAACCGA
Messenger RNA from Drosophila rhopaloa, 3623 nucleotides. RefSeq lists its product as uncharacterized. The transcript has 3 exons. NCBI's taxonomy places the organism in Eukaryota, Metazoa, Arthropoda, Insecta, Diptera, Drosophilidae. Gene Ontology annotation, cellular component: membrane. The record is from RefSeq and is a predicted model, not a curated record. The coding region runs from base 469 to 2055 and encodes 528 amino acids.